AUGGCCGCUUCUGUUACGGAAAGCUUGCCAGCCAUGGCAAAGCACGCCCAAUCUCAGGACGGCACUGUCAACAGGUCGUCUACGGUUCCGCGUCACGACAGCAUGUCUUCCGAACCGCCUCUCUCAAUAUCAUCUCUGCCACCAGAAGAGCUGUCUGCAGACAUCACCAGUGAAACCUCAUGGUCUGACGCCGCGGUAGAAGUAAGCCAAAGGCCAGCCUUUCAACCAUCCACAUCGCUCUCUACCUACCUCGCCGAACUGUUCGAAGAGAAUGUCACAGCCAAAAUCUGCCGCACUGCGACCAAGUCUCUCCAAGAGCAAGCCUCCUCAGCCUCCGGCGAGAUACGGAAGAUCCCGAUCGCCUUCCCAGAGAUCGUACCCCAGGACGGCCCCAAUGCGGGCCAGUACGAGUUUCGCGACCCAGACUUCUGGACCUGCGGGUUCUUCCCGGGAACGCUGUAUGCCCUACUGGAACGAAGCGUCAAGCACCCGUGGACAAUGAGACUCGCUGAUGCUAGCCCCGGGCUCAGUGUCCCCAGUCUCCGCCAGCAUCUGCGGGGACUAUGCAAGAUCUGGGCCGAUCCCUUACACGACAUGGCCGGACGGACGGACACACACGAUAUCGGCUUCAUCAUUAUGCCAGCGCUUCAGAGGGACUGGGAGCUGAAUGGUAACGAGAAAAGUCUCGCUUCCAUCGUCAAGGCUGCGCAUUCUCUUGCCACUCGUUAUGUCCCCGCUGCUGGAGCUAUCCGCAGCUGGGACUGUCUCUUGAAGAAGGACAUCACUGUGACGGACAUGACUACGAAUCUCCUCGCCAUCGUUGAUAGUCUGUGUAAUCUUGACCUCCUGUUUUACGCCUCGGCACACACGGGCGAUAGUAGCCUCGCCGAGAUCGCCACCACGCACGCCCGUACGCUGUUACACACUCACCUCCGUCCUGAAGCCGUGAGCACGCUGGAGAAGAAUGGAUAUAGAGGUCAGCUCUAUUCAACAUGUCACGUUGCCAACAUCGAUCCGGUCACCGGUGAUCUCAAGUGGCGCUGGACGGCACAGGGAUACGCAAACGAUUCCACGUGGGCUCGUGGCCAGGCGUGGGCGAUCCUGGGGUAUGCUCAGACCUACCAGUGGACUCGAGACAGAGCUUUCCUCGAGGCUGCCUUGGGCGCUGCGGAGUACUUUCUGUACCGGCUCGACACGGCGCCGUCGUGUGUGGAUACACUGGUGGCUGACGAGGAGACGAACCGUUGUUCUCGAUAUGGGCAGCGAAAGAAGACAAAAGGCCGAAGGGUUCCUCUUUGGGACUUUGAUGCCCCGAUACAAAACGCCGCAGAGCCUCUGCGAGAUUCAUCAGCCGGGGUAAUUGCUGCUAACGGCAUGUUGGUCCUGUCACAGGCACUCAGAGGCAUUCAGGAACAUGCUUUGGCGCAGCGCUUCUUCGAUGCGGCGGUCAAGAUCGUCCGAGACACCCUCGACUACUCUCUCGCAGAUGAAAAGGCUCAGUUCGCCAGAAUUAGCAGCGAGACGGGGUUCGAAGUCCACGACUCCAUCGGUGGCCGCCGUUUCGACGGCAUCAUCAAGCACGGGACGGCCAAUAAUAACGAGAAUGCUAGACGAAGAUACUGGAAUCAUGGCCUUGUUUACGGGGAUUACUAUCUUGUUGAGUUUGGAAAUAGGCUGUUGAAUAUGGGAUUGGCGUAG
This is a messenger RNA of Colletotrichum scovillei, 1698 nucleotides long. RefSeq names its product unsaturated glucuronyl hydrolase. The transcript has a single exon. The record is from RefSeq and is a predicted model, not a curated record. The coding region runs from base 1 to 1698 and encodes 565 amino acids. Gene Ontology annotation, biological process: polysaccharide catabolic process. Gene Ontology annotation, molecular function: chondroitin hydrolase activity. Lineage: Eukaryota; Fungi; Ascomycota; Sordariomycetes; Glomerellales; Glomerellaceae.